This is a messenger RNA of Sinocyclocheilus rhinocerous, 2178 nucleotides long. RefSeq names its product serine protease HTRA3-like. Gene Ontology annotation, cellular component: extracellular region. Gene Ontology annotation, biological process: proteolysis. The record is from RefSeq and is a predicted model, not a curated record. Gene Ontology annotation, molecular function: protein binding; serine-type endopeptidase activity. The transcript is spliced from 10 exons. Lineage: Eukaryota; Metazoa; Chordata; Actinopteri; Cypriniformes; Cyprinidae. The coding region runs from base 296 to 1762 and encodes 488 amino acids.
UACCUCGCACUGUGUGUGAGUGUAAUUAAGCCAUCAAAAGCAGUGGAGUGGAGGGAACGAGUGCUUUUUGAGUGCGAGAAUCAGGGAGACAGUAUUUUAAUAUGACAUAGCACAAGGAAGAGCAUUCGACACUCUUAAACUUUAACCGUAGGGAUUUUCAUAUCAAACGCACACACGUCAUUAGCCUACAUCAGCGUGCUGCUCUCUAUGGAAAAAUCUCACAGAGAAUUGAAGUCGUAGCUCAAUGAACAAACUAGACACUUGAACUGUAUUUCUCAACUCGGAAACAGACGGAAUGCAGGCAAUUCUGUUGGCAGCAGCAGUGCUCUUUGCGCACGACCUCGCCGUGGCCGAGCCGAAGACGAAAUGUCCAUCCAAGUGUGAUGUGAGUAAAUGUUCGAGUCCGAGCUGCCCGAGCGGGUAUGUGCCCGACCACUGCAACUGCUGUCUUGUGUGCAGCCUGGGCGAGGGCGCGCCGUGCGGUCGGAAGGAUGAUGCUCCGUGUGGCGACGGGCUAGAAUGUAAAUUUCCAGCCGGUAAGCGACUUUCCAAAGGGGUUUGCCAGUGUAAGACAACUCACAGAGUGUGUGGCAGCGACGGAAAGACCUACGGGAAUGUGUGCAAGAUGAGGGCAGCCGCGCGUAAAGCGCAACAGCGAGGGCUCCCCGUAAUAACUCAAACGCAGAAGGGUCCAUGUGCACCAUCAAGCUCAGGUCCUGCACAUCUGAACAGCCCAAGAUACAAGUUUAACUUUAUCGCUGAUGUGGUGGAGAAAAUUGCCCCGGCUGUGGUACAUGUCGAGCUCUUCCUCAACCAUCCACUGUUUGGCCGUCAUGUACCUUUGUCAAGCGGUUCUGGAUUCAUAAUGACACAGUCCGGUCUGAUCGUGACCAAUGCUCAUGUGGUUGCUAGCAGUGCACCAGUAACGGGCCGUCAAAAUCUACGAGUGCAGCUACACGAUGGCCAGACAUACGAGGCCUCCAUCAGAGACAUAGACAAGAAAUCUGACAUCGCAACUAUCAAAAUUAACCCAAAGAAAAAAUUACCAGUGUUAUCACUGGGUCAGUCUGCUGACCUGAGGCCUGGUGAGUUUGUGGUUGCCAUUGGCAGUCCAUUUGCGCUUCAGAACACAGUCACAACAGGCAUCGUCAGCACAACACAGAGAGAUGGAAAAGAGCUCGGCAUCCAUGACUCUGACAUGGAUUACAUCCAGACUGACGCUAUCAUCAAUUAUGGAAACUCAGGAGGUCCACUUGUUAAUCUGGAUGGUGAGGUGAUCGGAAUAAACACACUAAAAGUCACUGCAGGGAUCUCUUUUGCAAUUCCGUCAGACCGAAUCAGUAAAUUCCUUGAGGAAUCUAAUGAUAAAGAGCAGAAAGUCAAACAAAGGGUAGUCAGGACAAACUUCACACAGUCUCAAGCUAUGAAGACUGCCUCAGAUCUAAAAGUCCUCAAGAAAAGGUUUAUUGGAAUCAAAAUGGUCACUUUAACAGAGAACCUAGUCCAGGGGUUAAAAUGGUAUAAUCCAGACUUUCCAGAUAUCGGUAGUGGAAUUCUUGUCCAUGAAGUUGUCCCAGACUCCCCAGCUCAGAAAGGUGGGCUCGAAACAGGUGAUAUCAUAGUGAAGCUAAACAGCCAUCCUUUGGUCAACACUGGAGAAUUACAGGAGGCGAUUCAGGAAGACAUGCCCCUCCUUCUGGAAGUUCGGCGUGGUAAUGAUGAUCUACUAUUUAACAUUGAGCCUAAUAUCCUCAUGCAGUGACAAUAUCAGAGAUGGAAACCCGGAGGAGUGAUAUGAAGGACAAACAGCAGAUUGGUAGAAGUGUGCUUGAGUUUCUACAGAUGGAUGAAAAUGUGAAGAUAGAGGAGCACAAUUAACAUGUCAUUACAUCUGGGUUUCAAAGGACAAAUGGAGGGGAAAAAAACAAUUGUGUACUUCUGAACAGUCAUUUUUUUAUUUUUUUUAUUGUCUCUUAAAUUGAAUGUUAUUAAUGUCAUGCUAUUUUACAGUAAAACGCCACAGUAUUACAGUGCCUUUCUUUCAAGACUGACAUGGACUGACUUUAGAGAUCAGUAAUCAUUUAGAAAUAUAAAAAAUAGGCAAUGUGUUGAUACAUUUUAUACAUAUGCUACUGAAUGUUUUUGCACAUAAAGUGUAAUAUUUUAAUUUCAUAUGAU